Messenger RNA from Dothidotthia symphoricarpi CBS 119687, 2214 nucleotides. RefSeq lists its product as uncharacterized. The transcript has 4 exons. Gene Ontology annotation, cellular component: endoplasmic reticulum membrane. The record is from RefSeq and is a predicted model, not a curated record. Lineage: Eukaryota; Fungi; Ascomycota; Dothideomycetes; Pleosporales; Dothidotthiaceae. The coding region runs from base 218 to 1885 and encodes 555 amino acids. Gene Ontology annotation, biological process: ergosterol biosynthetic process. Gene Ontology annotation, molecular function: Delta24(24-1) sterol reductase activity.
CGAGGCCAGGCGAAAACAAACACGAACACAACGCAUUCUGGGCCAUUGCGCCUUGUUGUACGAGUUUCUGUGUCCCUUCAUAUCUUAUUCUACGUGCCACGUUCUAAGUCUCUUCCCUUAAUUAGCGUUGUCCUCGCCGUCGCUUGUUGUCCGCCGUCCUCGCCCCUGACAACACCACACGCGCAUCGCCGCCACACGACAGCACUACGCAGUCACCAUGUCGCAGCGAGUAACACGGUCACAGUCUGGGAGGACACCCAAGAAGCCCGAGAACCCCGGCUUUGUCGAAACUCCAGGGCGCAGAAGAAGGUCGCGGGCACGCCAGUCGAGUGUUGCUGACUUGGAGGACUCAGGGGAGGAGUUUGGUCUGGAGAAUGGUGCUGCUGGGAAGGCUGGCAAUGGAGAGGUGGUGAAUGGCGUCAAUGGACACAUGAACGGAAACGCCAAUGGACAUGCAAACGGCCACGCGAAUGGGAGCGCCAACGGUAACGCCAACGGCAAAGCCGAGUCGACCGCAUACGAAUACAAACUAGAGGCCGAGAAGAACUUCUCCCCCAAGGACACAUCUGGCAAGAGGGAGUUCGGAGGCUCCCUCGGUAUGGGCGCCAUGAUGAUCGGCUUCCCAGCUCUCAUGUACUACAUGUGGAUAGGCGCCGUCUUCUACGACGGCAAGUUCCCCAAGCCGUCUGAAGGCCAGGACUGGCCGCAGUUCUUCGCAACCAUGUGGCAUCUCGUCAGGACAGACGCAUACCCCAAUGCGCGCGCAUGGAAGAUAUACUGGAUCUUUGGUCUCGUCCAGAUGGCCUUCUACAUGCUUAUGCCCGGUGUCUACCGCAAGGGCAAGGCCCUCCCGCAUCUGGGUGGGAAGCAGCUCGACUACUACUGCUCUGCCAUGUGGUCGUUUUACACCAGCAUUGUCCUCGCCCUGGUCUUGCACUUCACGGGCAUUUUCAAGCUAUACACGCUGAUCGACGAGUUCGGGCAUAUCAUGAGUGUAGCCAUUCUCUCAGGCUUCCUGUGCUCGAUCCUCGCCUACGUCUCGGCCCUCGUUCGCGGCGCAACCGUGCGAAUGACCGACUACCCUAUUGUCGACUUCUUCCUCGGCUCGGAGCUCAACCCCAGAUUGUUCGGCAUUCUCGACUUCAAGAUGUUCCUCGAGGUCCGCAUCCCGUGGUUCAUCAUCUUCUUCCUCACACUGGGCACGUGCUUGAAGCAGUACGAGUUGUAUGGUCACCCAUCCCUAGAGGCCUUGUUUCUGCUCUUCGCGCACUACCUCUACGCAAACGCCUGCUCCAAGGGCGAGCACCUGAUCAUCACGACAUGGGAUAUGUACUACGAGAAGCUCGGUUUCAUGCUCAUUUUCUGGAACAUGGCCGGCGUUCCCCUCUCCUACUGCCACGCCACGCUCUACGUCGCCAACCACCACCCCUCCGAAUACACCUGGCCCGCGUGGUUCGUCGCGCUCCUGACCGUCGCAUACAUGGGCAUGUACUACAUUUGGGACACGACCAACAGCCAGAAGAACCAGUUCCGGCAGGAAGAGCGCGGCGUCGUCGAGGAACGCACCACAUUCCCCUACUUCAAGUACGGCCGCGUCGCGAACCCAAAGACGAUCCCCACAAAGACCGGUUCCAAGAUCCUCGCCGACGGCUGGUACGGAAAGGCCCGCAAGAUUCACUACACGUGUGAUCUGUUCUUCGCUAUUUCCUGGGGCUUGAUCACUGGCUUCGAGUCUCCGUUCCCUUGGUUCUACUCUGUCUUCUUCUCCGGCAUGAUUAUCCACCGUGCUAUGCGCGAUAUUGAGCGCUGUCGUGAGAACUACGGCGAGGCGUGGACGGAGUACGAGAGGCAGGUGCCGUAUCUUUUCAUCCCGGGCGUGUACUAGAAACCCCAAUUGGGACCUUCAUCGUUCUUCGCUGUCUUCGUUGUGCUUUGGCAUAGCUUUCUUCUCUCGCGGCGUGUGGCUGUUCGUUACGCUUAUUACUUGUCGGGUUCUCGUCGCCUUCUUUGCAUAAUUCGUUGACGCAUGACAUGUAGUAUACAACUCUUUUCUUCGGUUGCAUAGGAUAGACUUGGUAUGGUACAAUAGGGAUGAUAUCAGGAUUGUAAUGGCGGUAAUUAGUAAUGGUUGAUGCGGAUUAGUAUAUAGUGCUCGUCAAUGCUAUGACGCUGGUUCCGAAUGUUGAUCUUGGCCUUUGUGAUGAGGAGGUAGUC